Molecule: messenger RNA, 913 nt
Organism: Poecile atricapillus (Black-capped chickadee)
Lineage: Eukaryota; Metazoa; Chordata; Aves; Passeriformes; Paridae
Gene: ELOC
Product: elongin C
Exons: 4
Coding region: 335-673 (112 amino acids)
Biological process (GO): ubiquitin-dependent protein catabolic process
Cellular component (GO): elongin complex
Molecular function (GO): protein-macromolecule adaptor activity
Source: RefSeq, a predicted model, not a curated record
AGGGGCCGGGGCUGUCGGGGUGCGCGGGGCGCGGUGCCAAGCCGAGGUUCUCCCACUGAGGUGGUGGCGAAAGGCGCAUUCCUCCCCCAAAUCGCCUCUUUGGAAUCCCGGCGCCGCCAGAAAAGGGGCUCUCUGGAGCUGUGCUGGGUUUGAGCACCGCUCCCAAACUCCUGCCAUAAGUGACGUUUGCCGUUUUCCUACGCCAGGCCGUAGGGAGAGGGGAAAAGUUAUGGCCGAAAGAAUUUAGGAUGCGCCCCCAGGGGUUGUUUUGUCAAGACGCUCCUUUUGCAAAAUCUGCAGUUGAAAAAAAACAAUUUUUUUUUAUAAGAAGAGAAUGGAUGGAGAAGAGAAAACGUACGGUGGGUGUGAGGGCCCAGAUGCUAUGUAUGUGAAGUUAAUAUCCUCUGAUGGCCAUGAGUUCAUUGUAAAAAGAGAGCAUGCAUUAACAUCAGGAACAAUAAAAGCUAUGUUGAGUGGACCAGGUCAGUUUGCAGAAAAUGAAACAAAUGAGGUCAAUUUUAGAGAGAUCCCAUCCCAUGUCCUAUCCAAAGUAUGCAUGUAUUUCACCUACAAGGUCCGCUAUACUAACAGCUCUACGGAGAUUCCUGAAUUCCCAAUUGCACCUGAAAUUGCACUGGAACUUCUGAUGGCUGCAAACUUCUUAGAUUGUUAAAUAAAAUAAAUUAUAAUUAAAAAUGUAAAACUUUUUUCAGUAUUUAAUACAUGUAGUUCAGUUAGUAACUUUUUUCAGAUAGCAUGUUGCGUGUGUGCUGUUGAGAACUGUAAAGUUCACUGCAGAGGCAAAUGCCUUCAGUUCUUUUGCAUAUAGCAAUCAUUCAGUUGGAGUUUGUUUUGCUGCUUACACAAAUGAGGACCUUUUCACAAACAGACAAAUAAACAAAUAUGCCAAUUA